UAUUUAUGUUUGUAGCCGCAGAUUACAUGACAAAAGCCUGCGAAAUAUUGUAGUGAAAAAUUAUUGACUGUUAUUUAUGACACCUGUUGCUCUUUAUGGACUUUUCAAUUGAACCACUAUUUUUUAAUUUAAAUACAUUCUGAAAGAUUUGUGUAUAAAUUCAAAUUUGAAUCAUGGUACCCAGAGAAAUCAACAAUGGGUAAAAGUGAAGAAAAAAAUGAAAGUACAAUAUGUCCAGGUGAAUCAACUUUUCUUACAAAGCCAUCAAGUAAGGCUAGUAAGAUGCUAGAAGCUGCAUUAUUACAGAUGGAUGACAUAAUUUCUGGUGCCUGUGCAGAAAGUAAUAAUGAGGGAAAUAUGGAAUGGAAGGACCCGGUUAAAGAGGCUACAAAAAAUCUUGUCACAGCAAUUAAAAGUUCUCCUAGGCCUCCAUCUCCACCAGAUAUAACUACCAUUGAAAUUUUAUUGCAAUGGAUGCAACCAGAACGCUUAAGAAAAUUGGAAAAUGAUCGUGAAGCAUUACACAUGGAAGUAUCAGUGUUAUCAGAACAGGUGGAUGCACAGUGUAAUAAAAUCCAAGAACUGGAGAGUAUGUUAAGGGAGAAGAAGGAUUCACUCAGAAGGAUGGAGGAGGCAUUACAAAAAGAAAUACUUGCAAGAAGCGCUUUAGAAACACAAAAAUUAGAGCUUUUGAGCUCGUUGUCAGAAAUGAAACUCAGACAAGCAAGUUUAGAGCACGAAACUCUUCGAAGUACAAAUACUGUGUCAAAUGGAGAAAGAUUUGGAAGGCAUACGAGUCAGUAUAGUAGUCUUCCAAGGCCACCGAGUUCUUCGAAGAAAGGCGUAGUGUUUGGUAAGAUACCCAGUUUAGUUUAUGGAGCACACACGACGGUACCAUUGGCCGUUAGAGGAGCAUCCGCGAGAUGCCUGUCUGCACCUACCUUAGCCGAAGAAGAGAAAGCAAUUAUCAUAGAAAACUCGAAUUCUCGAGUAGAAUUGAUUACACAGAAACCUUUGGCAGACCUUUCAAUGGAAGAAAUUGGAACUUGGCUUGCGAACAUAGGAUUGGAAUGUUAUGCGGGUGAACUUAGACGAUGGGGCGCCACUGGAUCAAAAUUAUUUGACUGUUCGCAACAGCAAUUAGAAAAGGAAAUAGAAAUUAAGAAUGUUUUUCAUAAAAAGAAAUUAUUGUAUGCGAUAGAAUCAGAAAAGUCCGGUAGUGAUAAAUUUCUUGGAGCAGACAAGAUGGACAGUGCAGCUGUUUUAAGAUGGCUUGAUGAUAUCGGUUUACCACAGCAUAAAGAAGCUUUUCAUAAUGCAAAAGUUGAUGGAAGAAUGUUGCAUCGACUUACUACCGAGGACCUUUUAAACCUUGGUGUCACAGCACAGUUACAUGCAGCAAGUCUUAGACGAGGAAUUCAGAUUUUACGAGAAUUAAAUUUUGAAUUCGAUAAUCUCGAAAGAAGAUCUAUCAAUGGAAAUGGAAUGGAUGGUAAUAAUGUUCGUCUGUGGACAAACCAUAGAGUGAUGGAAUGGCUAAGAAUGGUUGAUUUAGCAGAAUAUGCUCCAAAUAUGAGAGGAUCUGGAGUGCAUGGAGGUUUAAUGGUAUAUGAAGGCAGAUUUACUUCAGAACUAUUAGCCACAUUACUUAGUAUCUCUCCUGGGAAAACUCUUCUCCGUAGACAUUUAACCACUCAUUUCAAUCAAAUCCUUGGUAGAGAAAUUGUACAAAGAAAAAGAGAAAUAGAGAGCACUCUUGGAUUCGUUCCACUUACACUUACUGCUCGUCUGAAGGUACCAAAGAAAUCUCAGUUCACUUUAAAACGUAAAAAAAGCAAAAACGAAGCAGAUUAUGGUAACUUGGUUUGUCCACUGGAAAGUUCAUCACCAGAUACCCCAUCAACCCCUACUUCAACUCCAGGAAGUCCCAAUUUGAAUUCACCUACAUUUUAAGUGUUAUUAUAUACCAGUUUUAUCUAAGGGACAACAAUCAAAAAAGUGUGAUUACGUGUGAAGAGACCAAUUGUAAACAAACAAAAUCGUCGGGAUCAUCUAUUUUAACUUUAUACUUCAUUAAUCAAAUUUACACGAUAAGAAUAACAAUUGUUUUCAAAAAUAUAUAUAACUGCAUUGUUUUUAUGCAAAGAAUUUUUCUCAAAUGAAUUUCAA
Osmia bicornis bicornis is the source of this 2169-nucleotide messenger RNA. It is a transcript of the gene Liprin-beta, whose product is annotated as liprin-beta-1. Gene Ontology annotation, cellular component: presynaptic active zone. Gene Ontology annotation, molecular function: protein binding. Lineage: Eukaryota; Metazoa; Arthropoda; Insecta; Hymenoptera; Megachilidae. The record is from RefSeq and is a predicted model, not a curated record. The coding region runs from base 196 to 1953 and encodes 585 amino acids. Gene Ontology annotation, biological process: neuromuscular junction development. The transcript has 11 exons.